Messenger RNA from Colias croceus (clouded yellow), 1182 nucleotides. RefSeq names its product DNA-directed RNA polymerase II subunit Rpb4 (gene Polr2D). The record is from RefSeq and is a predicted model, not a curated record. The coding region runs from base 158 to 574 and encodes 138 amino acids. Gene Ontology annotation, cellular component: P-body; RNA polymerase II, core complex. Gene Ontology annotation, molecular function: translation initiation factor binding; nucleotide binding. Lineage: Eukaryota; Metazoa; Arthropoda; Insecta; Lepidoptera; Pieridae. The transcript is spliced from 4 exons. Gene Ontology annotation, biological process: transcription initiation at RNA polymerase II promoter; mRNA export from nucleus in response to heat stress; nuclear-transcribed mRNA catabolic process, deadenylation-dependent decay.
GUUGCUGCCAGUACAGAUGAGCUAGAAGGAGGAGGAAUUGAUGAGGAAGAGGCUGUGGUAUAAACAACAACGUAUUUAGGUACGUGAUAUUUACUAGAAAUAACCUGUAGCCUACACUUUUGACUUUUUAAUUAUUUAAACUUGUGGAGGAAUUGCUAUGGCCGGACCUAUACAAGACGUAAUCGAGGAAGAUGCAGCCGAUUUACAGUUUCCCAAAGAAUUUGAAAAUGCCGAAACUCUGCUUAUAUCUGAAGUGGACAUGCUAUUAGAACACAGGAAAGCGCAAAAUGAGUCGGCUGAAGAAGAGCAAGAAUUUUCAGAACUGUUUAUGAAAACUUUAACUUAUACAAAUAUGUUUAAAAAAUUUAAAAAUAAAGAAACAAUCACUGCCGUACGAAAUUUGCUACAAUCUAAGAAAUUACACAAGUUUGAGGUAGCUAGUUUGGCUAAUCUCUGUCCUGAGACUCCAGAGGAAGCAAAGGCGCUCAUACCAUCUCUAGAAGGGAGAUUUGAAGAUGAGGAGUUAAGAAUCUUAUUAGACGACAUACAAACAAAGCGCAGUAUUCAAUAUUAAGUUAAACAUAAAGUUACAAUAAAGAAACAUGUAUGUAUUUCAAAUUUAAUAUUCAUAAACAUUUGUGUAUUUAGGGAUUUUAUAUCAUUGUCCCUACAAUACCAUUCCAAGACAUACCCUUUAUUGGCUGUUUAAAUAGUAGAUAGGUAAAUAAAUAAUAAAUAUAAAUAAUAAAGCCUUUAUUUCCGAAAAAAGUUGACAUAUAUAAACAUAAAAUUACUUAAAACUAAAAACAAAAUUUCUCUAUAAAAUAUCUCUUAUUUUGGUAUGCCUUACGGCAAAGGCCUCCUCCAACUCUUUCCAUUGUGCAGAUAAGAUGCGCACUAAUAAACGCAACCACUACCGCCAGCCAGACAGCCCGGACUCUAACCGAUAUAGCAAGAGAAACAGCAUAUCAAAAACCCGACUAGAUACUAAAAUGACUUUUUUUUAAACGUUGGUAGCUCCCAUACCAAUAGUUGUAUGUCAUAAUGAUUAAUGAAACAUUUUUAUUUCCAUGAUAAAGUACAAAAGCAGUUUUGUUGUAAUAUUGAUCAUAGCAGUUUCUAAUUAUAUUAAGACUGAUAAUUUUAUAAAGCAUUUUAAUUAAAAUCUACCUUUAAGCCAAA